GGCGCGUUCGGUGCCGUUGUCGGUGUUGUCUGGGGCGAGGGAGGCGGCCCCGGGGUGUCCGGAGGGUGUCUGGGGCGCUCCCGAAGCGCCUGGGCCAGUCCUGCCUGGCGGCAGCACGAAGACGCGGAGGAGCCCCGCUUAAAGGGGUUGGGGGCUGUUCUAGUGCUUUGUACAGAAUCUUGUGCCUGACUCGCGUUCCUGGCCAGAAUGAGAAUUCGGGAUCAGUUUGAUAACUUGGAUAAGCAUACACAGUGGGGCAUUGACUUCUUGGAGAAAUAUGCAAAAUUUGUAAAAGAAAGGAUAGAAAUAGAGCAAAACUACGCAAAACAACUGAGAAAUCUGGUUAAGAAGUACUGUCCUAAGCGUUCACCCAAAGAUGAGGAGCCCAGGUUUACUUCGUGUAUUGCGUUUUUUAACAUCCUUAAUGAGUUGAAUGACUAUGCAGGACAACGAGAAGUAGUUGCAGAAGAAAUGGGACACAGAGUGUAUGGAGAAUUGAUGAGAUAUUCUCAUGAUCUAAAAACUGAGAGAAAAAUGCAUCUUCAAGAAGGACGAAAGGCUCAGCAGUAUCUGGACAUGUGCUGGAAACAGAUGGACAAUAGCAAAAAGAAAUUUGAGAGAGAAUGCAGAGAGGCAGAGAAGGCACAGCAAAGCUAUGAAAGGCUGGACAAUGACACUAAUGCGACAAAGGCUGAUGUUGAGAAGGCUAAGCAACAGUUAAACCUGCGCACACACAUGGCUGAUGAAAACAAAAAUGAAUACGCUGCACAGCUACAGAACUUUAAUGGAGAACAGCACAAACACUACUACAUUGUGAUUCCUCAGAUUUAUAAGCAACUUCAAGAAAUGGAUGAAAGAAGGACUAUCAAACUUAGUGAAUGUUACAAAGGCUUUGCUGACUCUGAACGCAAAGUUAUUCCGAUUAUCUCUAAAUGUUUAGAAGGGAUGAUCCUUGCAGCCAAAUCUGUUGAUGAACAUAGAGACUCUCAACUAGUGAUAGACUGCUUCAAAUCCGGUUUUGAACCUCCUGGAGAUUUUCCAUUUGAAGAUUACAGUCAGAAUAUUUACAGAACUAUUUCUGAUGGAACCAUCAGUACACCAAAGCAGGAAGGCUUGAGAAUCGAUUCAAAAACUACCGUGGGCAAGGCUAAAGGAAAGCUGUGGCUGUUCGGAAAGAAGCCAAAGCCACAAUCCCCACCCCUAACCCCUACUAGUUUAUACACAUCCAGUACUCCUAAUGGGUCCCAGUAUCCCAUAUUCUCCAUUGAACCAGUGCAUUAUUGCAUGAGUGACAUAAAAACAGGGAAGCCCAGAAUUCCUUCUUUCAGAAGCCUCAAAAGAGGGUGGUCGGUGAAGAUGGGCCCUGCACUCGAAGACUUCAGCCAUCUCCCUCCAGAACAACGACGCAAGAAACUGCAACAGAGAAUCGAUGAACUCAACAGAGAACUACAGAAGGAAACAGACCAAAAAGAUGCCCUCAUCAAGAUGAAGGAUGUUUAUGAAAAAAAUCCCCAGAUGGGUGAUCCAGGCAGUUUGCAACCAAAAUUAACUGAGACUAUGAGCAACAUGGACCGCCUGCGGAUGGAAAUACACAAGAAUGAGGCCUGGCUCUCUGAAGUUGAAGGUAAAGUAGCAGCCCGAAGCGACAGGCGGCACAGCAGUGAUAUCAACCACCUUGUAACACAGGGCAGAGAAAGCCCUGAAGGGAGUUACACGGAUGAUGCGAAUCAGGAAGUUCGAGGCCCGCCACAGCAACACGCACAUUCAAAUGAGUUUGAUGAUGAGUUUGAAGAUGACGAUCCAUUACCAGCUAUAGGACACUGCAAGGCAAUAUAUCCGUUUGAUGGUCACAAUGAAGGCACUCUAGCAAUGAAAGAAGGGGAAAUUUUGUAUGUCAUUGAGGAGGACAAAGGUGAUGGGUGGACAAGAGCUCGAAGACAUAAUGGAGAGGAAGGCUAUGUGCCAACAUCCUAUAUAGAUGUAACGCUAGAGAAAAACAGCAAAGGUGCAGUAACCUAUAUCUAACAGUAAACUCACAGCUUUCAGUUUUAGGUUCCCUGGGGAAAGUAGUGGAAAAAUACUAAGUUACACAGGCUCAUGGAAACCAUUAGAAUAUCAGAAGUCAGCAAUGGUCUGUUAUUUGCAAUACAUGUUUGCUAUAGUUUUUUUCAGAGAUGACCACAUUAAAUUAUGCAUCUUAUGCUGGUCUGUAAUUUUGACCAAUGCCUUCUGCUUUAACUGAUCUAGGUGUCCCGCUUUACAAAGUACUAAAUCCAAUUCAGCUAUUAAACUGAAGAAAACCAGGAUUCCUGCUUGUUCUAUGGAAUAUUUUAUUUAUGUUCAUAGAGACCUGAAACAGUACUUAAAGAUCUCUAAGAUUUACUGUUCCUACUCUUGUGACUUAAACUCCAUUUUUAAAACUUAGGGUUUUUUCCUCUAAUGAUUAACUGAACUCGGUUACUGAAAGUUACUGAUUUCCUUCCUUAGCAAAUACUUGGCAGCUUUUGCUUCUUAAAACAGGAAAAUGUUUUCUGAUUCUUAAAGCUCAACAAAAAUACUCAGGAAAAAACAUUGCGAUCAAGAAGGACAUGAAGUCCACUGACCUGCCUGCCUCCUUCCUUUUCAGUACUUGUAACGUAGAACAUUGUGUAUUGGACACAACUCCAUUGUUUUAACUAUAGAUACCGUGAGCAGAGCAAAAAAAAAAAAAAAAAGAGACCACAUGUAGUGUAUUAUGUCUUACUGAAACGUCUGUGCUCCUGAAAAGGGAAUGAUUUUAUAUUCUUAAUCUGUGCCUGUAAACGAAGUCUUUGAAUUGAAUCAUGUUUAGUUUGAAGUCAAGGUCUUAAACGUGGUCGUCCCUCUCACUGUUAAAUCACUGAGGACCGGGAACUGCAUUGCGCUUACUUUAUUACCAGAGGGGAAAAAAGCUUGUCUAAAAGCUGUGGUUCUUAUUCCUAAUGAGAAUUUGUGGAAUUCAGUACAAGGCUAGCGUAAAGCCACUGAGAAUGGCCUGUUAGAAGCGAGCACGCUUCUCUGUCUUUUAAAGGCCUUCAGUAACUUUGUUCUUUUCUUUUUCCUCUUGGACUGCAGGUUCCUGAAGCGGGUUUCUGAGGAAAUGGGCGAGAUCUUGAAGGAGGUUACAUGCAGCUGCGGGGGGGCGGGGGGGUGGGUGCUAGAUUGGGAGGCCCAGGGGAACAGCUAGUUGCAUGAAUGCAUGCAGACAUACCCUUAGUCACUAACAUCUUAGCAUCUCCAUACAUAGGUAAGGAUGUCUUACAAACUCUUCAAUUUAUGCAGGAAAAUGAGUUCCAUUACCAGAGUAAAAAAGCUACUGCUCCUAAAAUUGCUUUAUUUUCAUUGUCCUAGGCUGUCCCAGAUGCACAAACUAUAUUUUAGCUUGUGCUGUGUUUUGGUUAUCAUCUCAAUUACACUCUUCCCCAACUCGUUUGAAUUGGCAUUCACUUAGAACUCUGUGUCAAUUACCAGUCUGCCUGUGCCACCUCCAUGCUCGCCGUUAACCUCCUGCAUGUCUAGGACAGUCAGGCAUGUCUGCAUAACACUAUGCCAUCAUUGCUUGUCUUAUUUUGUAACAAAUAAUUUUGUUUAAAUAUCCUCAGCACUAGAGUUUCAUCCCACUAUCCAUGUGUGCUGCUAUAACUAUACCACUGCAACCAUCCUUACAUUCCAGUUUUUGGCAUAACUGAUAAGAGACCAUAAUGUGUUUGUGUUGAUUUGGGGAAAUAAUGCAUCCCAGCUCUAGCUGACAACGCAAGCGAGGGAAACUCCUAGAACUGUGGUCCAUCUUCAGCACUUCCGUGACCUGGUGGGAACACUGAAAACCUGGAACACCACCAGAGAAGUUCACCACUGCAAGCUAAUGACCGUUCUCAGACGUCAACCACUUGCCAUUCAAAUGCUGCCUUAAACUCGAGUGCCUAAAUGUGUUGUUUGCCAACACUACCACAUACAGUAUCCCACAAAGGGCUUUGCGUCUCAGCUCUUCUCUCAGUGCUGCAGCCGCUGAGGUAGCCACGGUAGGUGUUGUCUAGAGCUCUACUUUAUUGGAUACAUGGUGCAUCCUGAAUUUUAUACAUUGAAACAUGUAUCUCUUCAUUUGACUUUAAUAUUUUAAAAAAUAUUUUUAUGGAAACUGUCUUUUAGUUUUUCACUAAUUUUAAUUACUGCAGUGCUAGUCCAUUUCCAGGCAAUGCUUCAUUGUAUGGACCAGUUGAAAUUUGAUACUUCAUAAUGAUCUAUGUGCACUUUUACUU
Molecule: messenger RNA, 4274 nt
Organism: Cuculus canorus (common cuckoo)
Lineage: Eukaryota; Metazoa; Chordata; Aves; Cuculiformes; Cuculidae
Gene: FNBP1L
Product: formin binding protein 1 like
Exons: 16
Coding region: 208-2025 (605 amino acids)
Biological process (GO): signal transduction
Molecular function (GO): protein binding
Source: RefSeq, a predicted model, not a curated record